Molecule: messenger RNA, 709 nt
Organism: Calliphora vicina (urban bluebottle blowfly)
Lineage: Eukaryota; Metazoa; Arthropoda; Insecta; Diptera; Calliphoridae
Exons: 3
Coding region: 97-666 (189 amino acids)
Source: RefSeq, a predicted model, not a curated record
UAGCUUGGCAAUACCAUUACAAACUAUAAACAAACAUUCCGAGCGGCUAAAUAAAUCUUGAAAUAUUUUGUAAAUUUUACGUUUUCUGUGAAAAAAAUGGAUAGAGAAUGUGAACUUGAGCAUUUCGGGUUUACAGCAGAACAUUGUUCCCUGGAAAGAAAAUACUUUCUGCACAAAAUUUUACGAAGUGCUUUGGAUGCCAUGUUAAAUAAAUUUAAUGUAAACGAGGAAACCUCUGAGCUUUUGCGCAACGCUAAGGAGGAAGUUUUUGAAAAUAUAUGGAAGUCCAUGUCUGACGAAAUAGAGACUGCAAAUAAUUUAGAUAGAAAAUAUUUCACAAUACCAGAUCAUGUUCUAUUGCCUCCAUAUUUUGAUCAUGUUAAACAAUACACUGAACAAAAUGAACAGGAAUUGGAUGCACAAUUAGAUAUGUUAAAGAAAAGUUUUCUAGAGAAUUCCAUUAUGCUGGCUUCUCUCAAUUUGGAAAAUUCUCAAUACAAAAACUUCUCAACGUUUGUCGAUAAUGAAGUUAAAAUACAAGAACAAUUAAAGGAAGCCUUCAAUAGCGUUAAUAUGAAACAAAUGUAUGAAUUAGUUGAUAAAACUAACAAUUUAACAACUAAUGAAAGUAAUUUAGUUGAUAAAACUAAAAAUUUAAAAUUAUAAAGGAAUAUAUGUUACAAAUUAAAAAUUUUAUAAAAUUUUGAAA